GGCGCAGCCGGAAGAGGCGGAGCUGAGUCGGCGGCGGCCCAGGCGGCAGCGGUGGCGGCGGCUCCGGAGGCCGCAGUCCGCGUCCCGGCUUCGGCCCGUGCCGCACCAUGGUGACGCUCGCAGAGCUGUUGGUGCUGCUGGCCGCGCUGCUGGCCACGGCCUCGGGCUACUUUGUCAGCAUCGACGCACACGCCGAGGAGUGCUUCUUCGAGCGGGUCACCUCGGGCACCAAGAUGGGCCUCAUCUUCGAGGUGGCGGAGGGCGGCUUCCUGGACAUCGACGUGGAGAUCACAGGACCAGAUAACAAAGGCAUCUAUAAAGGAGACCGAGAAUCAAGCGGGAAGUACACGUUUGCAGCCCACAUGGACGGGACAUACAAGUUCUGCUUUAGUAAUAGGAUGUCUACCAUGACUCCAAAGAUAGUAAUGUUCACCAUUGACAUUGGGGAGGCUCCCAAAGGACAAGACAUGGAGACAGAAGCUCAUCAGAACAAGCUCGAAGAAAUGAUUAACGAGCUGGCGGUGGCGAUGACGGCCGUGAAGCACGAACAGGAGUACAUGGAAGUCCGGGAGAGGAUACACAGAGCCAUCAACGACAACACAAACAGCAGAGUGGUCCUUUGGUCCUUCUUCGAAGCUCUUGUUCUAGUUGCCAUGACAUUGGGACAGAUCUACUACCUGAAGAGAUUUUUUGAAGUCCGGAGGGUUGUUUAAAAGGCCUUUUCCUGUUGAUCCCAAAUUCACAGUUCACUUGUUUACCAAACACCUUGGUCAUAAUAAUGUCAUUAGUUUAUACAUUUUUAUUUUCUGAACGUUCAUGACUCAUGUUUCUUUGUGAUUAAUGGGUGUUGGGGAAAACCUGUUUAGAAAAGUUAGAGUGAAAAAUUGACAUUGAUUGGCCUAUAAUUCUUACUUGAAUGCUGCCCCAUUAUACAGGUCCUUCCAAGAGUUCAGAGGCUGUUAAUGCUAUAUGGGACUAUGGUCUUUAUUAUGUUUUCACCUUCAGUUUUCAUUAAUAAAAUGCAGUUUUUAUGUAGGAAGUAGCCCACAGCCUGACUGCAUUCUCGGGAGUCCCUCAUCUGUGUUCAUUACCAGAGGUUCAUUUUGUUGAGUCCUUAUGGCAACAGUAGACUGAAUCUUGACCCUUCUGACCAGCCUUAGGCAGAGCAACCUGACUGGGGUAUGUUACCAUGUGGGCACUCAGACUUUCUCUUGAGUUGGCUUUAAACUAGACUCAUCCCAACACUUCCCCCCAAAGUUUUAUAUUGAACCUUAGAACAGAAUCACCUCUGUUUGACUUGACACAAGCAGCCGACAGCUUCCGAGUCUGUUGAAGCCAGUGUUCUGGGAGUCGGAACAGACUGCUCUCCCUUCUGUGCCGUACAGUCUGUCCAUCGUUGGCACUUGGGAAGAGGGAAUUUGCUCAAGGGGAAGCCUGCAUUUCUCAUGCCAAAGGGUGAGCCUCUUGGAUUGCCGCAGUGACAGGCAGUCACUGUUGUCCUUUCAGUCAGUGGCCUUGGAGGCCUGGUCUUCAGUGUCAGCACUAGGGUUCUGUUUGUCCUCUGGGGUCUUUCUUUUUUUGGCACAUGUCAGUUUUGUUUAUAGAAAUGAAGAGAGACUCUCUCUGAUGAUGGGUUUAAUGAAAGUCGCUCUGCUUUGGGUGUGGGCGAUCCAGGAUUAUGUGGUGGCUGAUGGAUAUUUUAUUUUCCUUUUUGGAUUUUGCAAGGGGAAAACUACAAGUAACAAGUUUUGUAAAAUUAAUUUAAAUUUGUUAUAGGUUUUCAUGUUCGGGACAAAUACUUUUUCAACCCUGGAUGACUAUCCUGGCAACAGUCUGUUGGUGAGGUGACUUUCACCAUAGGGCAGCUGUUGCAUGCCAGUUUUUUUUUUUUUUUGUGUGUGUGUGUGUGAAAACACUUCAGAAUUGAAUUAAAAGAUGUAAAUUUAAAAUUGGUUGUGUAUCUAAUAUGCCCCAGGUUCAGUAAAUAAACAAUUCUUUUUAAAAACA
This is a messenger RNA of Onychomys torridus (southern grasshopper mouse), 2007 nucleotides long. RefSeq names its product transmembrane p24 trafficking protein 2 (gene Tmed2). The record is from RefSeq and is a predicted model, not a curated record. Gene Ontology annotation, cellular component: endoplasmic reticulum; endoplasmic reticulum-Golgi intermediate compartment; Golgi apparatus. NCBI's taxonomy places the organism in Eukaryota, Metazoa, Chordata, Mammalia, Rodentia, Cricetidae. Gene Ontology annotation, biological process: Golgi organization; endoplasmic reticulum to Golgi vesicle-mediated transport; intracellular protein transport. Bases 108 to 713 code for a protein of 201 amino acids. The transcript has 4 exons.